This is a messenger RNA of Ectocarpus siliculosus, 9649 nucleotides long. NCBI's taxonomy places the organism in Eukaryota, Phaeophyceae, Ectocarpales, Ectocarpaceae. The record is from the annotation of a GenBank genome assembly.
AUGGAUCCCCAGCCGAAUCGUAAGCUUCUCGACAAGCUCCUACGGUCGGGCGACAUCAAGAGAGAGAAUCGCGACCUCAUGAACGUCCGAGCUGCUUCGCGCUUCGUCCAUGGGGUCCGUGGCCACGAUGACCCAACCGACGUUCUCUUCCGGCUUGAUCAGAAGGACCCACACCUCAUUCGGACCAUUUUCACUCUUCACUCCUCCAACGACUUCAUGGAUCGCGUGGUCAUGCCCUUCAUCGCCUGGCUGGGCAAAGAUGAACUCUCCAUCGGUACUUGCAGCUUCAAACAGCAGCUGAUAUGCAACAGGCUGGCGCGCGCUCCCGGCCUGCUGGACAACUUGCUGGAAGCCUUGAACUGCGACGAGAUCUCGAACGAAAUGGCUCUCUUGUGGUUUGUCGAGAGGCUGAUUCUCGACGACGGUCAGGACGGAGUAGCCGCGAGAUCCAGCAGCAGCAAGGAAUCCGCGCUCGUCAACCGUUUGAAGCGGAGCAUGUCGCCCACCGUCAAGGCCCAGGCGCAAAAGCUGCUGAAGGUUUUGUCCGAUCCGUCUGAGGUGGACAAGCGAAACGCUGAAAUUGCCGCCACCGGAGGGGGCAUGUCCAUCGAGGCCACCCAAGAAUCCUCGCCGGGAGGGCGGCACUCCAACGACCAUGUGGAUUUCCGCUCCAUCACGAUCGUGCCGAGUGUGGAUGAGGUUCUCUGCGACAAGAUCCCAUUCCUGCCGACCGAGAUGGAGCGUGACGUCCCACACCUCGAUCGGCAGUUUCGCCUGUUGCGCCACGAUUUGGUUUCGAGCGUCGUCGAUGCUGUGACUCCACUGAAAACGCUUCGAGCCGGUGCGGGAGAAACGAAGGGCUCUGGAAAGGCCAAAGGCGGCGAAGGGGGAGGGCGAACCCCAUUAAUAUUGGAACAAACAAGGCGCGGCGCCAUCGUAGCAGACAAAGGGGGGCGCGCGGCCGCAGUGCUGAUACAUUUCGACUGGCCGUCUUCACACCCCGUGUCUCGCAUGAAAACUUCCAAAAAAAGGAUGGACUAUUUGCAGCAGACCAAGGGCGGGCGAGGAGGCGGUGGCACCGGCGGCGGCGGCGGCGGCGGCGCCGGGCGCAACUUGCUGAAGAGGGAUUCGUUGGUGGUGCUGACCAACAAGAACCUGAAGCCUCUCUUUUUCGCGGCCGUCACGAUCAGGGACGAGGGACUGCUCGCUGGAGGUGGCGAUGGCGGUGGGGCGAACUGGGGCGGUGGCGGCGCCGGUGGCAACAACAACGGUGGGGGUUUCGGUGGUCGGGGUACCUCGGGUCGAGGUCGCGGGGGAGGCGGCCGUCUUUCGAACGGUCGUGGAAGGGGCGGCCGUGGUGGUAGGGGCGCCGGUGGCCACGGCGGAACCGGAGGCGAAACCGGCGGGAGCCGCGGCGGAACCUGGAGGGAGCGGCAGGAGGCGCGCCCGGCGGUGGGGGUCUCGUUCUUCAACCACAAGGAUCUGGAAUCGGCCCUGCUUCUCUCGAGGGACGACUCCUGGGGCUGUCUCGUGCCCCUUACCGUCGGCGUCUUCGCGUACAAGUCUGUGCUGAAGCAGCUGCAGGCCAUGGCCGAAGUCCCGAUGGCGAACCUGCUCGUGGAUUGGCCCGCCGCUCACACGUUGUCGAAGCCCGGCAGCAGCCGCCUUGAGAGCCUUGCCGGGAGUCCAUGGAAAUCCAUGACGGGCGGCGCUUCGUCCGCCGCCCCGCCGCCUGAAUCCCCGCAGCCGCCGCUGUACGAGGGUGUGGAAGCCGCGGAGAUGGAGGGACUCGCCGAGCGCUUCGCCGCUAGCACGGACGAUCUCAAGAACCGGACGCCGCUGUUGCUGUCGCCGCCGCUCGUGGGAGUGAAACUGCCUACCGGGUGCCGGUUCGACAUUUCUCAGCGGGUGGCGGUGGCCCAGGUGUUGCGGCAGAGAGUUAGCCUUGUUCAGGGACCUCCAGGCACGGGCAAGACGUUCCUCGGCGUGCUGCUGGCGCAGAUCAUCCUGGCGUCGACGGACCAGAAGAUCGUGUGCGUCUGCUACACCAACCACGCCCUCGACUCCUUCCUCGAGGACCUCCUGGACAAGGGGGUCACCGAACUGGUGCGCAUCGGCGGCGGCAGCAAGAACGCCAAGCUGGACCGGUACCAGCUGCGGAGCCACCAGGCCCAGGGCUUCAACCGGGUGCAGAACCGGCAAUUCGCGAUCCUCAAGGAGGCAUUGGAAGAGUCGCAGGCCCGGAUCGACGAGGUCCAGAAGACGAGCGGGCUCAACCGUAAGCCCGACAAGAUGUACGUCGUGGCGUGGCUGGAGGACGAGGACUCCGAGGCCUUCCAGGAGCUCCAGAUGCCGGAGGGCGGUGAUGGAGAAACGGUCGUCGGCAGGAGGGGCCAAGCCCUCACGAGCGCGUCUAUCGUCCGCACGUGGCUGGACGGGAAGCAGAAGCCCUCCGCCCUCCUGCAGCAGCCAACAAACACCACGUCGUCAGACUCCGGCGGUGGCGACGGCAGCAUCAACAGCAAGCGGCUGUCGACCGGCGGCAUAUGGGCGUUGGACAAGAACGCCCGCAAGGCCAGGUGGGCCGGGUGGGAGGCCGCCAUCAAGGCGGAGGUGGCCAAGAAGGUGGCCAAGAAGGUCAAGGCCCACGACAGGCUAGCGCGGGAGCUCUCCGAGCUCCAGCGCCAGAAGGACGUGCAGCGCGUGCGGGCGGCGCGGGUAGUCGGCUGCACGACGACGGGGGCGGCCAUUCACCAUUCGCUGCUGGCGGAGGCGCGGUGCGGGGUGGUGCUGGUCGAGGAGGCGGCCGAGGUCCUGGAGGCGCACGUCCUGGCCGCGCUCGGGGACUCCACCAAGCACCUCAUCAUGAUCGGCGACCACAAGCAGCUGAGGCCCAAGGUGGAGCAAUACAGCCUGAGGGUUGAGAGCGGGAGGGGGUUCGACCUGAACGUCAGCCUGUUCGAGAGGCUCGUCAAGGCCGGGUACCCGCAUACGACGCUAGAACUGCAGCACCGGAUGCCGCCCGAGAUCUCUGCGCUGGUCAAGGGACUCACUUACCCGGGGCUACGCGACGGGCCCGGGACAGCCAAUCGUCCACACGUCCUAGGUAUCCGUGACCGCGUGUGCUUCGUCGGUCACCACCACAACGAGGAGUCGGCGGCUUCGAUGCGCCAGCGCCAAGACGACGGGGUGUCGGUGUCCAAGGUCAACGGGUACGAGGUCCGGAUGGUGGCGAAGACCGUCAAGUACUUGCUGCUGCAGGGGUACGAGCCGGACCAGAUCGUCGUGCUGACGCCGUACCUCGCUCAGCUCCGGGAGCUACGGGAUGCGAUGGACGGCACUGUGAGCGACCAGGACGCCUCCGAUCUCGCGGCGGCUAUCCGGCUGGGCGACGGCACCAACGAGCAAGGAGAUGGAAAGGGCGGCGGCGGCAACGGCGGCGGCGGCGGCUCUGCUAAUGCGAGGUCGAGAGUCAGGGUGGCAACGGUCGACAAUUAUCAGGGCGAGGAGAGCGAUGUCAUCAUCAGUUCGUUCGUGCGCAGCAACAGCGGCGGGCAGAUGGGGUUCGUCGGAGACCCGAACAGGCUCAACGUCGCCAUCUCUCGAGCGAGGCACGGCAUGAUCAUGUUCGGCGACAUCAACUUCUUCACGUCAGACUCCAUCAGGAACAAGCCCGGCCAGCGCCUGUGGCUCGAGUUCUUGUCGCUCCUCGAGGCCGGGGGCCACGUCUACAGGGACGGGCUGCCGGUAGCCUGUGAGGCCCACAAGACGCGCGCGAACCUGAUCACUCCCGAGGCCUUCGAUGAGCACUGCCCCGAUGGAGGCUGCCAGGCUGUCUGCGGCGCGAAGCUUUCCUGCGGUCAUCCGUGCCCGCGAAGGUGUCACCCCGGAGACGACCAGGACCACGAGGGCGCCUCCUGCGCGGUGCUCCUAGAGGAGACCUGCCCCAAGGGACACAAGUCGAAGCGCCGCUGCUCCAAGGACCCCGCGGGGCUCCCCUGCCGGCCGUGCGAGCGCGAGGCACGCGCAGUGGACCGCGAGAUCGCCCGCCACGCCGAAGCUAAGGUGGCCAGGGAGAGGGAGCGGGAGGCGGCCACCGCCCGGCUGGCCGAGGCCCGGAGGGGUGCCGCCCAGGAGCGCGAGAAGCUGGCCCACGAGGCCGAGCUGCUGCGGCUGGAGCGGGAGACGCAGCGGGCAGUGGUCGACGCCGAGAGGACACGGUUCUCCAAGGACAGCGCUCGCGCCGAGCUAGAGCGGGCUCGAGCUGCUCCUGCUGCUGCUGCUGCUGCUCCGGUUCGCGAUGGAAAAGCGGCCGCCGCCUCUUCAACCCAGAAGGCCGCCGGGAAGAAGAACCGAAGGUCGGUGGCGGCCGCAAAGGCUACGAAGACUGGCAAGACCAAGCAGGAGACGACGACGGCCGCCCCUCGGGGAUUCACCCUCUUCCUCAUCGCCCAGGCGGCGGCGAACGGGAGCGCCAGCGGCAUCAUCGCCGCCCUGGAGGCCGUACCGCCGGGGGAGCGGCUGCGGCAGACGAGCCACGAGCUGGGAGUGGCUCUGGGAGAAUCGGCCUACGACUGGUUCCCGCCCGCCACGGCCGGGGGCGAGCCCUCGCCCGCCGCGGGGGCUCCGGGCCCGCGGACCGCCCAGGCGAUGGACAUGAUAGCCUCCGGAGAGGUGGUCAAAGCCCGCGCCAUCCUCGCGACCGUCGCCCGAGGCACCUCGGCGGCCGACAACAGCACCGAUGGGGACAACAACCCGCAGGCCGGAAAGGGGAAGAAGACGAAGACACCGGAUCCGUCCGCGCUGUUCGCACUGGCGCUGUGCGACCACGACCUCGCCGGCGGCGGGGGGGCUGCCGCCGCUCGGCACCUCGCGGAGCUUGAUGCGGUCGUGCCACGCCUCUGGCCCGGACCUCCUGACGGCCGCCCGCCCCCGGACGAGGAGGAGAAGGAGAAGGAGGAGGAGGAGGUGAAGGAGGAGGAGGAGGAGCAGGGUGCCCUAGACCCGAAGGCACGGUCGUGCGCGCUGGCCGUAGCGUUUCUCCGAGCACCUGUCCACGCCCGCAGGGUCGGCAGGGUCGACUCGCAGGCGUGGACCACGCGGGCGGAGGCGGUGGUCAAGGAGAACGGAGGCAGCCUCGCCAGGGAACUUUGGGGGGCCCAAGGAGGAGGGCCCAGCGGCGGCGACGGCCAAGACGGGAGCCCGGCCGGCUGCGGGGUAGAGGGGCAAUGGAAGAGGCUGCAGACCAGGUGGGGCGUCUCGAGCGAGGGCAUGGACUCGCUGCUGGAGAUGUCGGGCCUCGACGCCAUCAAGGCGGACUUCCUCAGCGUGGCAAAGCUGGUGGUGAUCGACAGGGAGCGCGGGUACGACCCUUCGGCUAGGUCCUUCAACGUCCGCCUGGAGGGGAACCCCGGCACCGGAAAGACAACCGUGGCCAGGCUCUACUAUCGGCUUCUGAAGGACCUGGGAGUGUUCGCCUCGGCAGAGGAGCGUGCGGCAGACGCCAGGGCCGCCGCGGAAGCGGCGGCGAAGAAGAAAGCCGACGACGCGGCGAAGGCCAGGGCGUCCGCUUCCUCCACCACCACCGCCGCCGCCGCGGCAUCGGUGGCCGGCUUUGUGGAGACCACCGGCACCGACCUGGCCGACAAUGGCGUCGGCGGGCUGAAGGACAUGCUGAAGAAGAUUCGGGAAGCCGGAGGAGGUGUGCUGUUCGUGGACGAGGCGUACACGCUCGAGCCCCAGUCAGGCGGCGGCGGGAAGCAGGUUCUCAACUUCCUGCUGGCCGAGAUCGAGAACCGCCGGGGGGAGUUGGUCGUGGCCUUCGCCGGCUACGCCAAGAACAUGGAGACCCUCUUCGAGUUCAACGAGGGCCUCCCCAGCCGCUUCCCCAAGGUCCUGCGGUUCGAGGACUACAGCGACGCCCUCCUCCUCGAGAUCUUCAAGGGGCUCAUGGCCAAGAAGAAAGGGCUGGGUACGCUCCACUUCGGUGAUUCUGCGGAGGAGCAGGAGGACCCGGAGAGGUGGGCCAAGGUGGCCGUCGCUCGGCUCGGCCGGCGGAGGGGGUCCCGCGGAUUCGGAAACGCCCGCGCCGUCCGGGUGCUCUUCGACCAUGUCCUCGAGCGACAGGCGAGCCGCCUCAGCAGCGGAGACAACGACAACGGCGGCGACGACGACGACGACGACGAAGACGACCCGUAUGAGCUCACAAAGCCCGAUCUCCUCGGCCGGUCGGUUUCGAGCCUCGACGAGUCGGAGAGCUGGAGGACCCUCCGGGACAUGGUCGGGCUUGGCGCGGUGAAGAGCACGGUGCUGGCGCUGGCGGAGGUGGUGCAGACGAACCGCGUGCUGGAGGAGGCCGGCAAGCCGCCGAGGGACAUCGCGCUCAACCGUUGCAUGCUCGGGAACCCGGGCACUGGCAAGACAACGGUAGCAAUGCUGUUCGCCGGCAUCCUGGCGGACCUCGGGCUCCUCUCUAAGGGCGAGGUGGUCCUCAAGACCGCGUCCGACUUCGUCGGCUCCGUCCUCGGCGAGAGCGAGUCCAAGACCCGCGCCAUCCUCAAGGCUGCCGAGGGCUGCGUCCUGGUCAUCGACGAGGCCUACUCUCUCCGCGCCGGGAGCGGCGUCGGCUACAAGGGGGGCAGCGGCGGGGACCCGUACCGCACCGCCGUGGUGGACACGCUCGUGGAACAGGUGCAGAACGUGCCGGGGGAGGACCGGUGCGUCCUGCUGCUGGGGUACCGCGCGGAGAUGGAGGAGUUCAUGCGAGACACCAACCCCGGGCUGGCGAGGAGGUUCGCCCUCGACAACGCCUUCAGCUUCGAGGACUACAAGGACGAAGAGCUCCUCAGCAUCCUCCGCGGGAAGCUCCAUCGAGAGCACCUCACGGCCGGGGUGGAGGCACUCAUGGCCGCCGCCGACGUGCUCAGGAAGAAGCGGAAGACGGCCUCGCACUUCGGCAACGGCGGCGAGGUGGCCAACCUGCUGAGCGAGGCCAAGCUCCGGAAGGAGAAACGCCGCAAGGACGGCUCUUUGGAAGCCAGGCUGGACCCGGAGCUCCUGCCGCAAGACUUCGACCCGGAGUAUGGCGUCGGCCCGAUAGAUGGCGCCGCUCUCGAGGACGACCUGUUCGGCGACCUCAUCGGCUGCGCGAACAUCAAGUUACAGCUGACGCGGAUCCGCUCGACGUUCGUCCACGCGCAGAGACUCGGCCGCGACCCUCGUGAGGCCAUCAACCUGAACUUCCGUUUCACGGGGGCCCCGGGCACCGGCAAGACUACGGUCGCCCAGCGCGUCGGCCGCAUGUUCAAGCAGCUCAGCGUGAUCCACUCGGACGACGUGGUGUCCUGCUCCCCUUCGGACUUCACCACGGGCUUCAUUGGACAGGCCGCCCUCAAGACCAAGGAGAUCCUGGACAAGGCUAUCGGUAAGGUUCUGUUCAUCGAUGAGGCGUACGGCCUGAACCCUCGCCACGGCGGCGGCACGUGGUCCUUCAUGCAAGAGGUUGUCGACCAGCUGACGCAGUGCUUGACGGACGACAAGUACAAGGGGAACAUGGUGGUAGUGGUGGCGGGCUACGCGCACGACAUCGACGAGCUGAUGGAGUCCAACCCGGGCCUGGCAAGCCGCUUUCCAGAGACCCUCCACUUCCCCAACUUCGGCGUGGACGACUGCUGCCGCAUGCUCGAGUCCUCCCUCAAGAGGAUGUUCAGCACGGACCUCGCCCCCGAAGCCACGGGCGCUCUGCGGGGGCUGCUGCUUCCCGUGUUGCAGGCUCCUCGCUUCGGCAACGGUCGCACCAUCACCGACCUCACCAAGCACAUCUUCACCGAGAUCGGGAUGCGCAUGGGUGACGACGGACAGGACAGCGUCGGCGGCAACGACGACCACCGGGCCUCGGUCGAGGGCAUCCGCCGCUCCGCGACCGCCGUCCUCCAGCAGAUGAACGUGACCGAUACGACGCGUACCGCCGAGGAGCGGGACGACACGGACACAGACACGGACCACGAGGAGGAUGUCGACCCCUUCUUGCCCGUGGAGGACAUCUACGUCCUGCAGGAGGCCUGCGAGGUCGCGGGGGUGCCCCCUGACAGCCCUGAUCUCGGCGACGGCGAGGUCGGCGAACGGCUUCGGCGGGCCCUCGUUCUCCCGAGGGCCGAGGGAGGCAUCGGCCUGUCGCCGCAACAGGCGCGGGCCUUCCUGCGGAAGCUCGCCACCGACAGGGCCGGGCUGUCUCGCCUCCGGCGGGAGGAGGCGAGCGCGGCGGCGCGGCCCGUCGCCGAGGCCGAGGGAGCGCUGGCGGAGGUGGAGGCGGCGCUCCGGGAGGCCGGGGACGAUGGUGAGGACGAGGAGCUGCUGGCCACGCUCGCGCGGGUCCGGCGCGCCAAGGAGGCCGCGCUGGAGAAGGCCAGGGAGGAGAGGGAGAGGCAGCUGGCCGUGGAUGCGGCGUCGAGGGCGGCCCUCGCGCACAUGGGCGUGUGCCCGGCCGGGUUUCAGUGGAUUCGUCAGGGCAGCGGCUGGAGGUGUGGGGGAGGCACCCACUACGUGUCCGGCAGCGCUGUUGCGGCGGAGAUGGCGCGCGGCGGGGGGGGCUCCUAGGCUUUUUUUCAUGGCCCUGAAGCGAGGAAACAGGAUCGGACUGCAAGUCAUAGAGACGGUGCCCAGCGCCGUCCGAAGACAGCGAGAGGGGACUGUUGAACGCUCGCGACCAACGUGUGAUGCUUGCGCGAAAAGAGCAAUUCCGAAAACAACGUGGUGUCAUGGGAACUGGCAAAUCGCUUCGAUCGAUUUAGAUCAACAUUGCACUCUCAGAGGGCCACUUGCCGUGAUAACAUGACGGGAUGCUCGGCGACAUUUAGACAUAUGCUGUGCGACGGUGGUGUGGGUUGAAAUCUAAGUGGGGGGGGGUCGUCCCGCAUCUAUUCUGGCUCCGGUUUGCAGGUCCUUCGGCGCAUGUACCUGGCGUAUCAGCCGGGGUCACGUAAGAGGAAGGUCACACAGCACAAGAGUUUUUUUUCACAUUGUUUUUGUUUUUUUGCCCCCACCUUUCCCCCUGCGGUGCUUACCUUGGUUUUUAUUGCGGGACGGGUUCAGCCAUCGCUUUCCCUCGUCGAUCGUGAAGCCGAAGUGCGUUUACUCACGGCCUACGGCCGUAGAUCGUUUUCAACAUUCGGAAAGAAACCUUCCCGGAGAAAUUCGAACCCACAACCUGCCGCUAGGGAGUGGUGCGGAUUGGCCACUAGGAGAUCACGACUUAGGGGAAGCCGUAAGAUACAGGAGUACGCCGCGCGAUGUUGCUCUAGUUCUUCCGGAUGUUGUAGUUGGCCAGCUCGUCAGAGUUGCUACGCGAAAGAAAACAUAACGCCGAGAAAGGUCAAUCCUCGUUAGCCGUUCGUGACGUCAGGAGGAGGAGUGAUCCCACUGACGCUCCUCUUGACGUUACAACGGCGGACAAGGGGUGGUUUUUGCGCGGCACACACAAGGAGCAACGGAUGAAUGCUCCAACCACGACGCGACAAUUGGAUGGAUUGAAAGGAGACACUCGCAGUUCCAGCGUACGUGGCCGGAUCGUAGGUGGCAGACUUUGCGUGUAAGGCAGAUAUUCCAUGGUAGGGAUCGGAAGGAACGAGACAGCGGCUUGCUGAUAUCGUUC